Molecule: messenger RNA, 645 nt
Organism: Zasmidium cellare ATCC 36951
Lineage: Eukaryota; Fungi; Ascomycota; Dothideomycetes; Mycosphaerellales; Mycosphaerellaceae
Exons: 2
Coding region: 1-645 (214 amino acids)
Source: RefSeq, a predicted model, not a curated record
AUGUCGAACACAACCCGCCACGGUAUCUUGGUCCCAAUCGCUUCCCUCGAGACCCUCCUCUCCCAUCUCACGCUCCGCGAAACCCUCACCUUGCGUCGCCUAUCCUCCCCCAUUAAGAACAUCAUCGACACCGCCGUCCCCGCGCAACAGAAGCUCUUCUUCACCGCCGUCCUGCCCGUCAUCCCCCCUCCACUGCCGACGACGCUGGAGCUCAACCCCCUGCUGUUCGCCCGGUCGUAUAAGUGGUUCAAGAAAGACCGCUUUCAAUUCUACGAGCACCCCGGCCAAUUCUACCAGUUCCACCUUGGAGACCAGCCUCAGCCAGGAGUGGCUGCUGGAGCACAGCCGCUGGAAGGGCAAGGAGGCGGUCCUCACGCGGCCAAGCCAGACGAUGCUCACGUCGCGUAUCCGGCCCCUCCUCCUAUCACUUGGAUCGCGCGCAUUACGGUUACCAAUGCCAACGGCGUCAAGUACGGCGAUCUGCUGCGCCAGGCGGUGAGGGAGUGCAGACGGCAGGGGGCGAGGGGUACGGAUAGCGUGACGAUGGAAGCGCGCUUCCCGUACGGGCAGCGGUUGAGAUUGGAGAAGUACACGGAGGUGCUGGGUCGUCUGAGCGAUGGGCAGAGAGAGCGAUUGGGGGUUUGA